Messenger RNA from Pyricularia oryzae 70-15, 1560 nucleotides. RefSeq names its product MFS transporter. Gene Ontology annotation, molecular function: transmembrane transporter activity. Gene Ontology annotation, biological process: transmembrane transport. Bases 1 to 1560 code for a protein of 519 amino acids. Lineage: Eukaryota; Fungi; Ascomycota; Sordariomycetes; Magnaporthales; Pyriculariaceae. The transcript has a single exon. The record is from RefSeq and is a predicted model, not a curated record.
AUGCUGACCCUGGAUCCGGAUGCUAUAGAGCCUCCCGUCAAGGAAAAGGGAAAAGAAGUCUCGGAUGUUUCUCAAACAACAGAGAAGGAAAAGACAACGGAGGGUACACUUGAAAACUGUAAAACAGCCACUGCAACACAAGACUGCAUCACGCCCACUGCCACAACCACCAUCAACAGCGACCCGGCAACAAACCUCAUCACUGCCCCAGAGCUGCAGUCCUCCUCAACCCCACCGGACGUGUCAGACCGGAGAACGAAGCGGGCCACAUGGGCGAUCCUCUUCCUGUCCUUCUUCAUUGCAGACGUCUCGGCGGGUCUGGGCCCGUUCUUGGGUGUUUUCCUGCAGGAGCACGGCUGGGGCCCGGGGCUUAUUGGCACCGUAUCGACGACGGGCGGCGUCGUGGCCAUGUUAUUGACAGCGCCGAUGGGAGCACUGAUUGACGCCACGACUUAUAAGCGGUCGCUGGCUGCGGCGUCUACAAUAAUCUGCAUGGGGGCCAAUGUGCUGAUAUUUCUCUCCCCGUCCGCCACGGAGCUCGUGUUUGUUGCGCAAAUCAUUGUUGCCGCCGCCGGAGUGGCCUUGAUGCCCGUCAUGGUGGCGUUGACGCUCGGAGUGGCGCGCCAGAAGGGGUUUCACACCCUGAACGGCCGCGUACAGGCCGUGAAUCACGCAGGUAACAUGGCAGAGGCCGGUCUUGGAGCCAUCCUAGGUUCCAGAUUCGGGAUGGGCGCCGUUUUCUACCUCUCAUGGGCGUUUGGUCUCGUGACACUGGUGUCCAUCGCCCUCAUUCCGGCCGGCGCCGUGGAUCACCAGGCGGCUAGGGGGUUGGAGAAAACCAACGCGGGAAGGGGUGGCCAGGCGGCCGCGACCGACCAGCAGGAUCAUCAGUCGCAGCCGCAGACGCACCCGCACCCGCAAGAGCUAGGAGAAGAGCACGCAAAGGCGUGGAAGAUGCUGAUUCAGUGCAAGGAGCUGCUCGUGCUAGGCGCGGCACUGCUGGCAUUUCACCUGGGCAACGCAGCAGUGCUGCCGCUUUACGGGCAGGCCGUGGUGGCCGCGCACAAGGCAGAGCCGGCAUCAUUCACAGGCGUCACCGUGGUGGUGGCCCAGGGAACCAUGGUGAUCAUGUCUCUUGCCGCGUCGCGGCUCGCCGUCCUCCAUGGGGUUGGAUACUGGCCCAUCAUUCUGGUGUCCUUUUGCUCGCUGCCGGUGCGCACCGUGCUAGCGGGCACCUUCAUAGAGUCGUGGGGCGUGUGGCCCGUCCAGGUGCUGGAUGGCAUCGGGGCCGGGUUGCAGAGCGUCGCCACCCCAGGGAGCGUUGCGCAGGUGUUGAGUCACUCUGGGAGGGUGAACGUCGGACUGGGCGCCGUGAUGACCUGUCAGGGGGUCGGGGCGUCGCUGUCCCCUGUGCUGGCUGGCUGGAUUGCGCAAGAGAAGGGGUAUAACAUUUCCUUAUAUGUUAUGGGUGUCUUCCCCAUGGUGUCUAUUGCGCUCUGGGUUGGAUUUAUAAAGAUCCUGAGGAAGCCCAACUUGCAGUCGGAGCAAGAAUCGGAGUAA